Molecule: messenger RNA, 222 nt
Organism: Morchella importuna
Lineage: Eukaryota; Fungi; Ascomycota; Pezizomycetes; Pezizales; Morchellaceae
Exons: 1
Coding region: 1-222 (73 amino acids)
Source: RefSeq, a predicted model, not a curated record
AUGUCCACCACUGCAACCCCCACCACCGCAUGCUCCUGUCCAGAUUUUGGUCUCGACCGCUGCUUCUGCGACCCUAACCCUGCACCGGACAGCACUGAUCGGAGGCGGAAGUGGUUGAGAUACAUGAAGAAGAGUCUCUGGUCGAGGUGGAUAGAGUUUAAUACCUCGAAGAGGAUGGCGACUAUUCUCGAGAGAGUGGAGGAGGAGGAAGAAGAGGAGUAG